Molecule: messenger RNA, 1256 nt
Organism: Cheilinus undulatus (humphead wrasse)
Lineage: Eukaryota; Metazoa; Chordata; Actinopteri; Labriformes; Labridae
Gene: fgl1
Product: fibrinogen-like 1
Exons: 7
Coding region: 141-1112 (323 amino acids)
Biological process (GO): negative regulation of T cell activation; regulation of immune response
Source: RefSeq, a predicted model, not a curated record
UAUCCUGGGUCGAGCUCAGUCUGGGUCCAGAUGUGAGGAAACGGCUUUCUGGGAAUAUAAAAAAGACACAGCUAACCUCGGAGAAGCACAUUAUCUUCUGAUUUCUGAUCCUUACAUUUAUCUCUUUUAUAAAGCAGAGCAUGAUGGGACUCUGGCGGCUGCAGCUGGGAGGUCUGAUGGUGAUCACGGCUUAUAUCCAGGCUCUCUGUGCGUCAGACAUCUGCAGUGAGGAGGUGGCUCGGCUUCGUGAACAGGAACGGCUUCUGAAGAUCCAGCUUCAGGACCAAGAGCUCCUCCUCCAGAAAUUACGACAUCAGAACCAGCCUGACCACAAAGCUGGAGCCGGAUCUGACCAGAACCAGGACACGCUGCACACAGACUGUUCUCAGCUCUUCAGUUCAGGCUCCAAAUCCAGUGGAUCUUACAGGAUCAGGCCUCUGAGCAGUCCGUCUCCUCUCAGAGUGUACUGUGACAUGAGCGAUGGAGGAGGAUGGACCGUCAUCCAGAGACGGAUCAACGGGACUCAGCGCUUCGACAGGUCAUGGGCGGAGUAUAAGGCGGGGUUUGGAGACAUGGAGGCGGAGCGAGGAGAGUUUUGGCUUGGAAAUGACAAACUGCAUGACAUCACAACCCAAGGGAACUAUUCUCUGAGGAUCAUCCUGGAGGACUUUGACGGGAACCUGCGCUACGCCGAGUACAGGAACGUCAGAGUGGCCAGUGAAAAGGAUCAGUACCGUCUGAACUUUGGGGCGUAUGUGGGCACGGCGGGGGACGCUCUGUCUGGGACGUAUGAGACUGGAGUGUCAGAUUGGGCCAGCCACCAGGGGAUGAAGUUCAGCACCUAUGACCAGGACAACGAUAAGUACGGCGGGAACUGUGCCAAGGAGGACAGCGGAGGCUGGUGGUUCAACAGGUGUCACUCGGCUCACCUGAACGGCAGGUACUACCGUAACGGCCACUACAGCGCAGUGACAGACGAUGGGAUAGUCUGGUACCCCUGGAGAGGAUGGUGGUACUCCCUGAAGACCAGCAUCAUGAAACUGAGACCAAAUGACUACAGACCUGAUCCUGUGGAUGACCCCAACACAGUCCAGCAAAGACAGACAGAUUAAGUCCUCUUAGACCAGGGUCGUCAAACUCAAUCACAGCAGGGGCCGGAUUCUGGAUUCAGGACCAACCUGAGGGCCUAGCAGGGUCACCUUUUUAACCAGAAACUGCCAACCUUGUUUCACCGGUGAUAAAAUAUUUAAAAAAAC